AAAACAAACUAUUAUAAACAAUUAUUUUAUGUUCUUUAGAAAAGAAUGUUUACCAACACAUGGUGUCAGUAUUUGUUCAACACUACGAAUAGCAAUACAUGGUGGAGAGAAAAGAAGAGAAAGAGAAAAAAAUAUAAUUUCGUGAAUAUCAGUCCGCUGCGCUGUUCAUAAAAACGAAUAUUAGUCGGAAAAAACUGUUCAAAUCGCAAAGUAAACGUCGGAAAAACAUACAGAGAAGUGAAAAAAAGUGAAAACCAAAGAAAUUACAAAAAGUUUAACUGUUUAGCCGAAAAAAGGAGGUACGGUUUGUUAAGCUGGUUAUAGCUGUCUAUAUGUCCAGGCAGCGCUCAGCGACCAAAGCCGUGCAAUUCAAGCACGAGUCUGCGGAGGAGGAGGACGACGACCAGGAGGAGCACGACCAGGAGCGUAUUAGUCCACGUCGCGGUAUGCAUUCGUAUGGGGACCAUGGAACCAUUGGCAGCGGAGUACCGGCCUUCCUGGCCAAGCUCUGGCGCCUGGUGGACGAUGGCGAUACCAAUCACCUAAUCUGCUGGACCAAGGAUGGCAACAGCUUUGUCAUUCAAAAUCAGGCGCAGUUCGCCAGGGAACUCUUGCCGCUCAACUACAAGCACAACAACAUGGCCAGCUUCAUUCGGCAGUUGAAUAUGUAUGGAUUCCACAAGAUCACGUCCAUUGACAACGGCGGUCUGCGUUUCGAUCGCGACGAAAUCGAGUUCUCACAUCCAUUCUUCAAGCGCAACUCCCCCUUCUUGCUGGACCAAAUCAAACGCAAGAUAUCCAACAACAAGAACGUGGAGGAGAAGUCCGCCUUGAAGCAGGAGGCCGUGUCCAAGAUCCUCAAUGAUGUAAAGGUGAUGCGCGGUCGCCAGGAUAAUCUGGACUCGCGCUUCUCCGCCAUGAAGCAGGAGAACGAGGUGUUGUGGCGUGAGAUAGCCAGCCUGCGCCAGAAGCACGCCAAGCAGCAGCAGAUUGUCAACAAGCUGAUCCAGUUCCUGAUCUCCAUCGUCCAGCCGUCACGCAACAUGUCCGGUGUGAAGCGCCACAUGCAGCUGAUGAUCAACGACACGCCGGAGAACGAUCGCGCCCGCACCACCAGCGAGACUGAGAGCGAGGGUGGCGGCGGCCCAGUCAUCCACGAGCUGAGCGAGGAGUUGCUCGAAGAGGUGAUGAAUCCCUCGCCGGCUCCCUACCCCAAUGCAUCGCAGUACGACCAGGACAGCGUGUCACCGUUGGCUGUUGAGCGUCCUCGGUCCAAUAUGAGCGUGAGCUCCCACAAUGUCGAUUAUUCGAAUCAAAGUGUCGAGGAUCUGCUCCUCCCGAGCAACGGAAUCUCAGACGGAAAUCUGCUACUGGCCGCCGGUGGAGCUGCCUCCCCAGUCGCCUCUAGCGUGAGUCGUUCGCCGGCACCACAAGUUCUGUACACAGUAACCGAAGUGCCCGACUCCCAUGUCCAGGAACUACCCAACAGCCCGACUUACAACGAGGAACAAGUCCUCACUACCCCGAUGGUGCGGGAGCAGGAGCGAAAGCGCCAACAACUAAAGGAAAAGAACAAGAAGCGUCGCAUUGAGAUGGACGGAACCAUCGUCGAUGAUGGUUCGCCCAAGACGCAGCGCACCCAAAGCAAGGAGGAUGUCCAGGUGGUCCAACCGGUGCUAAUCAAGGACGAGCCAGAGCAGAACGCGGGAUUGCUGGAUCUAAUCAAUCCCUCAAACUCGGACCUUUACAAUGUGGACUUUAUCAGUCAGGAUAUGCCCACAGAUAUUUUUGAAGACGCAGCUCUCUUGCCAUCUAAUGAGAAGGCUGCCAAGCUCGACCAACAACAAAAGUUCGGCCAAUCGACUGUCAACAGUGGAAAGUUCUCGAACAACUUCGACGUGUCCUCUGGUGGCGCCACACUGCUGGAUGCCAAUCAGGCCUCCACAUCGAAGGCAGCUGCUGCUGCCAAGGCGGGCGCCUCCGAUGAUGGGGCCAUGGCUGUGGCCAAGUACACUGGUGGCGAGAAUGGUGGGGCUCGAGACCUUCUCAGGUUGAACUCAGUGUUAGUAGACAAGAAGCCCCUGGCACCGUCCGAUCUCAACAAUAAUGAUGACCCCAUUUCUUUCGGUUACAGUGACGAAGUCAACGGGCAUUUGGACAAUGUGCAGGAUGAAUUGGACACCCUGAAGGACCUGCUGCGUGGUGAUGGCGUCUCCAUCGAUCAAAACAUGCUCCUGGGUACGCUUGGCAGGACACCCAUUGUGCAGCUGACCGAGGACGAGCUGUUAUUAAAGCUCUUCAACGACUCGGAUCUACUGGACAACUAUGGCCUAUCGUUUCCCACUGACAGCAUGAGCAACGAUAAGAAAGCAACCAGUGGCUCUGAGCUGAUGGCUUAUCAGCCCAGUAUGUACGACCUUUCUGACAUUCUGGACACUGACGACAGCAACAAGAAUUCGGAAGCCGAGAGACGUCAGCUGCAGACCCAGAGCUCGGUUUUGAAUACGCCACGUCACGAGGUGUAAAUAGAUGGGAUGCUAGAAGAAAUGGCGCGCGAUACUACUUGUUUUUAGUUUUUAAUCGAAGCAGUCGUUAAGGAGAUGACUUUGUAGGCCUUCGCUGCUCUAGACUUUAGUUGAUUCACAUCAUAUAAUCACAAUAAUCAUAUUACGGAUGCUGUAUAUGCCUUAAGCACUAUAUAUAUGAUAUAUAGACUAACCAGUUCUUGUUGUAAAAAGACUCGAAACAUCAGUUAAUAUUUAGAUGUAUUUUUUUGUAUCGGGGAUAUGAGAGCCUCGGCUCAGGUAGAUGAUUUUUAGUUUGCACUAACCGAUCGAGAGGGAUAUCCUCUCCGAACGUAUGCAAUAGAAAAUAUACAUUACACACUACUUUUUAUUAAUUAACAAUAAAAUGUUUAAGCCGCCUUGAGCUGCGAAUGAA
This is a messenger RNA of Drosophila ananassae, 2940 nucleotides long. It is a transcript of the gene Hsf, whose product is annotated as heat shock factor protein. Gene Ontology annotation, molecular function: sequence-specific DNA binding; DNA-binding transcription factor activity. Lineage: Eukaryota; Metazoa; Arthropoda; Insecta; Diptera; Drosophilidae. The transcript is spliced from 8 exons. The coding region runs from base 333 to 2525 and encodes 730 amino acids. Gene Ontology annotation, biological process: regulation of DNA-templated transcription. The record is from RefSeq and is a predicted model, not a curated record.